Messenger RNA from Physcomitrium patens, 2993 nucleotides. Lineage: Eukaryota; Viridiplantae; Streptophyta; Bryopsida; Funariales; Funariaceae. The record is from RefSeq and is a predicted model, not a curated record.
UUGAAGCCAUUUCCCACAUAUUAUUAAUAUUGCAAUUCUGAGAAAAAACUGUUACCUUAAGAUAUGUAGGAAAAAAGAAAUUACCUACCAUCUAAUUGUCCUAAAUUAUUUUUUUCCUUCAUCCUAAAUUGUACUAUCAAUCUCUAUUAUACCACCCUAACAUUCCAUUAUAUUGUACUAGCACUGCACUACAUUGGACAGACAAACAAAUACAAACCAGAAACUGCCUAUUCUCUCACUCUUUUCUCGCACGCUCUCUUCACACAUCCCUUCUCCCAAUUCAACCGCACCCCAUACUCCACGCACUCACGCACUCACGCUCUCACCAUCGUCAGUUCGCAUCCUCGCAUUCCACCACACGCAUGCCUCGGCUGGACCCAUGGCCGCAGCCCCAUCACUCUCCAUCGUCCCUCAAUAACCCACCUUCUUCUUCUCCUUCCUCUCCUUCUUCCGCAACUCCCUGCCCCUUUGCCUCGCCUCGCAUUCGCUCCACCAAGUACACCACAAUGUUAAACACCCUCUCCUCGCUCAUGGAACGUUCUCGUACCGUGUCCUCUUCCUCGCCAUGCUCCUCGUUCCAAGGAUCCCAAAGACAUCACCAAGCACCUAAUUCCACGAGCCUCGGGCGCGCGCUCUAACUCGCAUCGAUACCGCUCACGAUGACCUAACAUGAAAUCAGUGCGACUCCUCCACAUAUCUGCCCAAACAGAACUCACGUCGCCGACAUCGCGGCGCAGGCUCAUCGUGCCUGCGCGCAUCGAUUGCAGAUGGUGCCCAGCUUGGAGUGCAAGCUUAGGAGCAACGGCCCAGAGGUUUUAGGUUUUCUAUGACUGCGGAACAACACCCGGAUGUGUUUUCAUAUCAAUAUUAACACUACCCAUCUGCGUGCACAUUGCAACCAUGGCCGAAGUAUUCAAGAAAUGUAUUAGUAGGCACUAGUCAAGGGGGCACUUGGUCAAGGAAUGCACAAUGAAUGUGUUUCCGAUUUCGUCGGAUGAAAUUGUCGGUUUCAUCUACGACAUGCUUCGGCAGCACGUCAGACCACAAACACGAGUGUUCGGCUCGUUCAUUUGCUUCGCGAAAAUCUAUCCCCCAACUUAUUUGCAAUCUUGCAUGUGCUGUUGCCGCUCAGGCCCAUGGCAACAGUUGACUGCCGCACUUUGUUUUUGAUUGAUACUUUUUUUAACGGAGUAUUGUAUUAAUUUUUUUGAAGUUGCGGAUCGUCUUCCUUUCAGCCACCGCCGCUGAAUUCCGACGCAAUGGGAGUGGCGACAAAAUUGUGACGGCGAGUUGUUGCUUGCUCUUGUGGAAAUCUAUACUCGAGGGCGACUGGUGGGAGGAAAUGCGUUUUUGCAAGGGUUUGUAGCCUUCCGUAGAAGUGAACGUGCGUUACAUCUUGAUGCCUCAUUCUUUAAUGCUGUCUUUCAGAUUGCUGUGGACAAUUUAUCGUCCAUCAUACAUUUCGUUGUCAUUUUUUCCAGUGAGGUUUUUGGUUGCAUUUAACAACGUCCAUUAGAGGAUGGAUUUCGACAUAAUAGAUGACGUGAAGCCGAGGUUCCAACUUCAAUCCGGGCCUCUGGAUUCUACCGUCGAAGAGAAAGAACUGAACAUCGUUCAUAUUGGAGUUUGUUCAAGCGCUGGAGUUUUAUUUCUAGCUCUCUCGUGGUUUCAGACUGGGGUACUUCAAUUUUUAAGCCUCUGGCUGGCUCUUUCUUUAGUCAUAGGUCCCUUUGCACCGGUGUCAUUGACUGGUGGAAACUGCAGAGUAGGUGUUGGAGAAUUGCUUCCAGAACCAGAACCAUUAGAAGAAUCACCGAGAGAACCGGAGAAACGACCAAAAGGUUUCAAUAAAAAGUCUGAUGCACUUGUUGGAAGAAUCUCUUCUAGAGAGAAUUUGAUGUCAUCGCCCUCUCUUGUUUCGACUAGUUAUGCGAAUGGAACAGCUGUCAAUGUCGUGCCUCAACAACUGAAGAGUGGAAAAGACAAAGAGUGGACCGGAGAGGACAUUGAGCUGCUGCGCAAGCAGUUGUUGAAAUUCCCUCGGGGAACCUUGCAGCGUUGGGAUGUUAUUUCAGAGGUUUUUGCAGGCUCUCACUCGACAGAGGAUGUGAUUAAGACGGCUAAACUUUUGGGAGAGAAGAAGUUUACAGAUGGGGACUCAUACGCAAAAUUUCUUGCUCAGAGGAAAGGUGGUGAAAAAGUUAUUGACUCGCCAUUGUCUCAGAGAUGGGAGGGUGGUCAGGCCGAUGUUACCAAUGGAACGACUUCUGUUUGGACCGAGACUGAAGACAGGGUGCUUGUGUCAGCGUUGAAAACAUUCCCCAAAGACACUCUAAAGAGGUGGGAUAAGAUUGCUGACGCUGUUCCAGGCCGAUCAAAAGCUCAAUGUUUCAAGCGUUUUUCUGAGUUACGAGACAGUUUUCGAAGUUCUAGGGUAGAUCAAGCGUUAGAAUAAUGUGUUGAUGAGUACGUUUUCCUCCAUCGGGUAUUUCGUGCUUUUUUAGAAUUCCGGUGUCGGUUUUUUUUCUCUUGAUGAGCUGCAUUUGCAGUCAAUGAGCAGAAUACUUGAAUUCUUGAACAUUUAUGAAACAAGCUAGUGAGGGGACCCGGAACUCCAACCAACAGGUCAGAGAGUUCUCUUUCUCCGUGUUGAGAAAUAAGCAAUUACGAUUGCCUGUACAUCACACUUGCGGAACAGGAUUAUUUUAGUGCAUUGUCCAAACAGUAAAAAGUGCAGAUCAAUGUUGCAACUGAACCUUUUUCAGUGGACAAAAUGGAGCUCUAUAGAGUCCUUCUAGAUGAGAGAUGAAUUAUAGAGCAUACAGUGAAGCACUCAGCGUAGAAGAGAGAAUUAGCACUGUUUCUAGUUUCCAGGUAUACAAUUCUGACCUUUUGCUGUUGCGUCAGCAAUGAGGGUUUAUCUACAUCAAUAAGUGAUCCUUACCUUUGUUUUAAGAAUCAUUUAACUUACGGAAGAUCUCAAGUUCACAAUA